Molecule: messenger RNA, 2738 nt
Organism: Morus notabilis
Lineage: Eukaryota; Viridiplantae; Streptophyta; Magnoliopsida; Rosales; Moraceae
Exons: 7
Coding region: 56-2533 (825 amino acids)
Biological process (GO): protein phosphorylation
Molecular function (GO): protein kinase activity; ATP binding; protein binding
Source: RefSeq, a predicted model, not a curated record
GAAAAGGAAAAACUGCAGUUUGUUAGUGUGAGUUCGUUAAUGGGGGACUCAGACGAUGGCAAUGGAGUUGCCGGAAUGCCCCGUCUGCCUUCAGAACUACGACGGCGACUCCACCGUCCCACGCGUUCUCUCUUGCGGGCACUCCGCCUGCGAAUCCUGCCUCUCGAAGCUUCCCGAACGCUUUCCUCUCACCAUUCGCUGCCCCGCUUGUACUCAGCUCGUCAAAUUCCCUCCCCAAGGCCCCUCCGUUCUCCCCAAGAACAUCGACCUUCUCUCUUUCUCUCUCCCCCCCAACCCUAACCCUAAUUCUUCCACCUCCGAGGACAAGAGAUCCCGAAAACUCGGUCGUUUCUACGAUUUCUUGCCCCGGUUUUGGUCCGACGAGUUCUACGCCGCAUGGAAGGACUGGGUCCUCCCGAACGACGCCGUUUGGGUCGAAGAAAGAGGAGCGAAAGCGCGGGUUUGGUUCGGAGAGGACAAAAAGGUGAGUCUUGGUCGGGUUGUUUCUUUGCCGGAAUUGAAAGAUUCGAGCUUUGAGUUUAGCUAUGUCGUGAGGGUUAUGAAGUGCUUGAGUGGGAUGAAAGAGGAGGAGAGGAAUGAAUUGGGUUUGAUUCUUAGAUCAGGUUCAAUGAGGAAUUCUAGAAAGAUUGGUAGAGUUUAUGGCUUGUGGGGAAACUUGGAUGAUGGGUUUUUGUAUAUGGUAUGUGAGAGAAUGGAUGGUGGGAGUUUGUUGGAGAAGAUUAGUGAUUUGAAAAAUGAAUUUUGUGGGGAGGAAGAAGAGGGUUUAAGUAAAAUUGGGGUCUUUUCUUUUGCUUUGAUUGGCCUCGAAAUGAUUGAAGCAGUAAUGGGUUUGCACUCUGAAGGAUUCAUUUCAGGUUUUUUUGGUCUCUCGUGCUUUAGUUUUGAUUGCUUUGGUCAUGCUUUUGUAGAUAUGAAUGAGGUUUUGGUGACGGGACGGAAGAUUUGGAAGAGAAUUGCUGAUGCUGUUUUUGGUAGAAUGAGAGUUGAUGAUCAAGAACUGGAAGGGGCAAUCAGUGAUCUGUCGAAAGAUAAUGUUUUUUUGAGUCCUGAGUUGUUGCUUGAAUUAUUGCACAAAGAGGGUGUUGUUCUAGAGAGUGAGAAGUCGAGAUAUUCGUUUGGAUACGGUUCAGAUAUAUGGUCAUUAGCUUGCCUAUUGUUGAGGCUUCUUCUUGGAAAAACGUUUACCGAGGAAUCUCAGAAGAUGAUAAAAGAGAAUAAUUCUGAUUAUUUAGCACUGUAUUCAAUUUGGCCUGAAAGAGUUGGUUCUUUGUUGGAUACUCAGUUGGGGUCGGAAUAUGCAGCACUUAAGGAUAUUCUUUUGAAAUGUUUGAUCUAUGAUCCAGAAAGUCGUCCACUCUUGAAUGAAGUGAGGAAGUGCUUUAGGGAAAUAAUAAUUAAACCUCAAUCUGAUCUGGCCAAUUUAGAUGGGGCUGUUGAUGGGGAGAGCACCAGUUUUUGCAUAAUUCUAGGGGAACUGUGUAAGUUGCCCAAAGAAAUGUCUCAAACUCGGAAAGAAGGCAACGUGCAGGGAAUAGAAGCAAGUAGUGAAGCAGAUUUUGGUCAAAUAAAGGCGGAGAGAGUUGAUAAAAUUUUUGUUGAGGUUCUCUUGGAGGGAGUGGUCAAAUCCAAGGAUUUGCAAGGUCAUUGUGACUGUAUCACAGGAAUAACCAUCGGAGGAGGUUUUCUUUUCAGCUCCUCAUUUGAUAAAACAAUCCGUGUAUGGUCUUUGCAGGACUUCUCUCAUGUGCAUACAUUUGAAGGUCAUGAAUAUAAAAUUAUGGCUAUAAUUUAUGUGGAUCAAGAGCAACCCUUGUGCAUAAGUGGUGAUAGUGGAGGUGGUAUAUUUGUAUGGGCAAUUAGUACCCCUCUUGGGCAAGAACCAUUAAAGAAAUGGUAUGAGCAGAAGGAUUGGCGCUACAGUGGUAUUCAUGCCUUGUGCUUUUCUAAAAAUGGAUAUGUGUACACAGGAAGCGGAGACAAGUCGAUAAAAGCAUGGUUGUUACAGGAUGGUCUCCUCGCAUGCACCAUGAAUGGUCAUAAAUCAGUAGUUUCCACACUCACCAUAUGUGACGAGGUCCUCUAUAGUGGCAGUUGGGAUGGAACCAUCAGAUUAUGGAGUCUUAGCGAUCACACUCCCUUGACUGUUCUGGGGGAAGACACAUCUGGACCUGUGACCUCUGUCUUGUCUCUGUCCCUUGAUAGGCAUAUGCUGAUUGCGGCUUACGAAAACGGGUGCAUUAAGGUCUGGAGGAACGAGGUGUUUAUGAAAUCAAUGCAACUUCACAAAGGUGCAAUUUUUGCUACUGGCAUGGAGGGAAAAUGGCUUUUUACAGGAGGCUGGGAUAAAACUGUCAAUGUACAGGAAUUAUCCGGAGAUGACAUUCAUGUGGAUCCUAGACCAAUUGGAUGUAUUCCUUGCGGUUCUGUUAUAACAGUUUUAUUAUUUUGGCAAGGAAAGCUUUUUGUUGGAUCUGCCGACAGGCUUGUUAAGGUGUAUUAUUGUGGAAAAUGACUUGAGCUUCUCAUCUCAUGCCAUGAUUGUGCAUGAAGUGCCAAGCCAAACCUAAGAUCUCCUGCAGUUGUUGAGUAGUGAAAAUGCGAUGACAAAGAAGCAGCCUUGUUUCAACUCCCUCGUGCAUUUAUGGCAGUCAUUGAACUCCAGAAUGUUGGACACAACUCCAGAUCCGGAGCUUCCAGAAACUCGAUAAAAAAAAAAA